This is a messenger RNA of Photinus pyralis (common eastern firefly), 1237 nucleotides long. RefSeq names its product cadmium metallothionein-like. The record is from RefSeq and is a predicted model, not a curated record. NCBI's taxonomy places the organism in Eukaryota, Metazoa, Arthropoda, Insecta, Coleoptera, Lampyridae. The transcript is spliced from 2 exons. Bases 151 to 990 code for a protein of 279 amino acids.
UGUGACGUGUCGCUUUUACAACGACAAUAAUACCGUGUGCAAAACGAGCUGCCUGCAAUUGCACACGGUUCAAUUCAUUACGUAUAUAACAACGAGCGUGGGGAUUCGUGUGACAUAGAAAAACCGAAGUGUUUCCAAUAUCGUGACGUAAUGAGCAGUUCAAAACCAGUUCCUACCACAACAAUGUCGUGCAAAUGUUCUUCUGGCGAAACCUGCAUUUGUAAGGUGUCGUGCAAAUGCGUUGAUUGCAAGUGCACCAAAUGCCCUGCAGUUGCUUGCAAGUGCGAAGAAGGUGCUGCCUGUAUAUGUACCGUCAAGUGCACCUGUGUCAAUUGCAAGUGUGCAAAAUGCCCAACUAGUACCUGCAAAUGCACUUCUGGUGGGACCUGCACUUGUAAGGAAUCGUGCAACUGCGUCGACUGCAAGUGCACCAAGUGCCCUAAAGUUGCUUGCAAGUGCGAAGAAAGCGCUGCAUGUAUAUGCACUGUCAAAUGCACCUGUGUCAACUGUAAGUGUGAAACGUGCCCGACUAGUACCUGCAAAUGCACUUCUGGUGGAACCUGCACCUGCGUGGAGUCAUGCAACUGUGCUGAUUGCAAAUGCACCAAAUGCCCUAAAGUUGCCUGCAAGUGCGAAGAAGGCGGUUCGUGUGUCUGCACCGUCAAGUGCACUUGUGUCAAUUGCAAGUGCGCAAAAUGCCCAACUAGUACCUGCAAAUGCACUUCUGGUGGGACCUGCACUUGUAAGGAAUCGUGCAACUGCGUUGACUGCAAGUGCACCAAGUGCCCUAAAGUUGCUUGCAAGUGUGAAGAAGGCGCUGCAUGUAUAUGCACUGUCAAAUGCACCUGUGUCAACUGUAAGUGUGAAAAGUGCCCGACUAGUACCUGCAAAUGCACUUCUGGCGGAACCUGCACCUGCGUGGAGUCAUGCAACUGCACUGAUUGCAAGUGCAGCAAAUGUCCGAAGAAGAAGACCACAUGCAAAUGCUAAUAUGAAGAACGGUGCAUUUUCGUGGAUUGGUGCGUGAAGAAUUUAGUGCUUAUCGUAUAUCGUAGUAUUUUGUUAAUUCAUUCCAAUAAAUAAUCCAAAGCAUAUCAUAGUUCUGUGGUAGAGUUUAUAUUUAGUACGACACUAUUUGUAGGAAUUCAAAAUGUCAUGUAAAUUAUUAAUAUUUACUUUAUUUUAUUGUAGUUAAGUAAUGUUAGUAUGGGUUAAUAAAUUGUAUACAUGCAGUCAA